Messenger RNA from Sorex araneus (European shrew), 1594 nucleotides. RefSeq names its product Rieske Fe-S domain containing (gene RFESD). The coding region runs from base 96 to 611 and encodes 171 amino acids. Lineage: Eukaryota; Metazoa; Chordata; Mammalia; Eulipotyphla; Soricidae. The transcript is spliced from 5 exons. The record is from RefSeq and is a predicted model, not a curated record. Gene Ontology annotation, molecular function: 2 iron, 2 sulfur cluster binding.
CUCGCGGUGGUUCCGGCGAGGUGGCGCCGCGGGCUGGCUCGCAGUUGGCGGCGGCGGCGCGGGGCUCGGAGGACGGCUGAGUGCCCAGACAGUGAAUGAAAGUACCUGCCAUGGUCAGUGCUCAAGAGGACAGCAACAUGGAUGUUGAUGGCUCUGUACAAGAUCCUGAAAUGAAAGAAUAUUCUUCUGUCUGCGUUGGCAGAGAAGAUGUCAUUAAGAAAUCUGAGAGAAUGACAGCUGUUGUUCAUGAUAGAGAAGUGGUUAUUUUCUACCACAAAGGAGAAUACCAUGCUAUGGAUAUUCGCUGCUACCACUCAGGAGGACCUUUACAUUUGGGAGAAAUAGAGGAUUUUGAUGGACAGUCAUGUAUCGUUUGCCCCUGGCAUAAAUACAAAAUUACUUUGGCAACAGGAGAAGGACUUUAUCAGUCUAUAAACCCUAAAGAUCCAUCAGCAAAACCCAAGUGGUGCUCCAAAGGAAUAAAGCAAAGGAUUCACACAGUCACAGUGGACAAUGGGAAUAUUUAUGUGACUCUUUCUAAGGAACCUUUUAAGUGCGACUCUGAUUUUUAUAACACUGGAGAAUUCAAAGUAAUUCAGAGCUCUUCCUGACAAUGUAUAAUGACUCUUGAUAAUUUAUAUGGUAAUUAUAAGUGUCACGUGUAUAUUUAAAAUAUUUUUAGACUGACUUUUAAUAUCAAACAUUACUUUUCCAAGAUAGACAUAUUGUCUAUAAAAACCAUAUAAAUCUGAGAGGUUAAAAAGCACAUUGACUUGCAAUAAGUAUUAUAUUCAAAAUGUAUCAGCUAUGUUUUAUUCAGGCUUUGGGUUGAUUGGUACCUGAAGAUUAUCAGUUUGAAACAUCAAACCAGUUUAAGGAAGAUAAAAGUAAAGUAACCAAUAUGAGGAAAGGGUAAAAAUAUCUAGUAAUAAAAUUUGUUAUCUUUUUUUGUGGUCUGGGAAAGAAGUCCCUAUUGAAGUUGUACAGUAUUUGUUCUUCAGCCUUUUUAUCUGUGUAUGAACCCUAUUCUGCAAACCUGGCCGGCAGCUGUAACCAAGGCAGUAGGCCAGUGCUUUCAGCCUGUCCACACCUGCAGGCCAGUGCCAGUCAUGUGGAUAAAGCCACUGAUGUGACCAAAGUUUUAACAUACACAAAGUAAGUCUAUAGUGUAGUGAACUCCCAUCACCAGACUGCAACAGAUAGCAUUCUAACAGUCUUUUUCAUUGAUAACCUCCAUGCAUUCUUCAUCUUGCCUAUUUUUUUUAAACUUACAUUGUAAAAAUAUAUUUUAAAUACAUUGAAAUGCUUGAAGUUUAGCUCCUACAUACUUCCAAAUCUAUAAAAAGCUUUUUACAUUUAAAAAAAGCCUUCUAAAUGGGAUCUAUUUAUUUAAAAAAAAAACAAAAAACUUACUACAAUGCUCACCAUUGAAACCAAGCAAAUCAGGGCUCAUAUUUUUGUGCAGGCUGACACAGAAGCUGUUGCUAACCCCAGGCAAGGUGCAUGAAGUCUCUUAUGCUUGAGUCCAAGCACUUUGAAUGCCGAUGUAAAAGUUUUGAAUAAAAAUUUCAUUUUGUUUGUUUUUGUAUCUGGA